CAUAGGACAGGAUUUUAGUGAUUUGAAUAUCUCUAUCCAGGGAAUCAUUUUGUUACGUUUAAUCAUUUGAACAUAUAACAAGAUAGUUUUUCAGUUGCUGUAGGAAUAUUGUAGAAUUCUAGUUCAUAUACAAAUAGGAAAAACAAUUUUGAGUAGGAUUUUCUUAACAUAUUUGAUUAUAGAGGGAGGAGAUUAUUACAAGGGUAGGAGAAUGUCGGAAUCGGAGGAGACGUCGAAUUCUUCUUCAACAAGUGAAAAGGAAUCACCAGGCUCUCCUCUUCCACCAAACGACUCAACCUCUGAUGGUGACGAAAGCACUCCUUCUUCAUCGAAUUCAGAGGAUUCCGGAUACGAUGAUUCAUCAACAGCAGCCCCUCCAAGUCCAAAUUCAUCAAACUCUUCACCUUCUUCCGAUGAUGAUUCAAAUGAGCAAUCACUUUCACCUCCUUCAGACACAGAUUCACCUGAAACCUCAACACCCCCAUCACCACCAGAAAAAGAUUCACCCCUUCAAAGUACGUUGUCGCCACCAUCAGAGGAAAGUCCACCACAAUCAACAUCAACAUCAUCAUCAUCCCAGUCACCUCCUAGCCCUUCUAAGCAGCAAUCACCACCUCCUAGCCCUCAUAAGCAGCAAUCACCACCAUCUCUCAAUAGCCCUUCUAAGGAAUCAUCACAACCUUCACCAGAAAAAUCUCCUCCCUCUUCUUCUUCUGAUCAUCCUCCUAACAGUAGUCCUUCACCACCACCACCUUUUUCAAGAACCUCAUCAAAAUCACCACCUCCCCCAAACUCCACGUCAAUACCUUCAUUUGCAUUUUCACCUCCAUCAUUAAAUGGAUCUACUUUAUCAUCAUUACCUGGUAAUUUUUCUCCUCAACCAUUAGCUCCUCCUCCACAAAGCCCACACAAGACUCCCUCUAACGCAGGCGGUGGAUCUUCCCAUUCAAGAAGCUCUAAUGAUAGUCAAAACAAAGAGGCGAAAAACCCUCAUUAUGAAGUAGCGGUUGGUGUGGCAGUGGCGGCUGUUUUCAUCAUUGCAUUCGUUGCCUUGGUUUUCUUUCUAAGGAGAAGAAGGAAGAGACGACCAAGGCCGUACGCCGAUUACAUGCCACCACCUGCUAACUUUUCAGUGGCAACAGAUGUAUUUAUUGGACAUUCUUCACGAGUUGAUGCCACCUAUUAUAAUUCUCAACUUCAUGGCCAGCAACACUCUAAUUUGGUAAACAGUUUUGGGAGUCAAAGAGGACAGAAUUUCCAUGGUCCCGAUUCGGGUAUUAUUGCUAGUUCUAAGACAUUUUUCGCCUAUGAAGAGUUGGUGGAAAUGACCAACGAAUUUUCUCGUCAGAACAUUAUUGGUGAGGGUGGGUUUGGAUGUGUUUAUAAAGGGUGGCUACCAGAUGGGAGAGCUGUCGCUGUUAAGCAGUUAAAGGCGGGUAGUGGACAAGGGGAGCGAGAAUUUCGGGCUGAAGUUGAGAUUAUUAGCCGUGUUCAUCAUCGACAUUUGGUCUCUUUGGUUGGAUAUUGUAUUGCUGAAAGCCAGAGAUUGCUAAUCUAUGACUUUGUUCCAAACAAAACUCUUGAACAUCAUCUACAUGGUAACCUUCGAGUGCUUGACUGGGCCAAAAGAGUCAAGAUUGCUGUAGGAGCCGCUAAGGGUUUGGCAUAUUUGCAUGAAGACUGUCAUCCAAAAAUUAUUCACAGGGACAUUAAGUCAGCAAACAUUUUGUUAGAAGAUGAUUUUGAAGUACAGGUAGCAGACUUUGGACUUGCCAAACUUAAUGACACUACUCAGACCCAUGUUUCAACUCGAGUCAUGGGGACAUUCGGAUACUUGGCACCGGAGUAUGCAUCAAGUGGUAAGCUGACGGAUAAAUCAGACGUUUUCUCAUUUGGAGUUGUGCUACUAGAACUUAUAACGGGGCGAAAACCAGUUGAUCCAACCCAGCCUUUGGGGGAUGAGAGUUUGGUCGAAUGGGCAAGACCACUCCUCAUUAAUGCCCUUGAAACUGGUGAUUUUAGUGAAUUAGUUGAUCCACGGCUUGAAAAGCAUUAUGUAGAGAGUGAGAUGUUUAGGAUGAUUGAGGCAGCUGCUGCAUGUGUUCGGCAUUCUGCGGCAAAGCGGCCUCGCAUGGUGCUGGUGGCAAGAGCAUUGGACUUCGAGGGAGAGUCUGAUCUCUCUAAUGGGGUGAAAUUCGGUCAGAGCACAGUUUAUGACUCUGGACAAUACAGUCAAGAGAUUAAGAAGUUUAGGAGGAUGGCACUUGGAGGUGACAACAGCUCAGAAUUUGACAUGUACAGUGGAGAAUACGACUCCAAGAAAGUAUCACGUGGACAACAAAAUUAUUGGCAGUCCCGGUAUAGUUCGGGUGACUUCACUAGUGGUGAGUCAGAAACUCAAGCCUUCAAACCAAUUAGUGGUGAGUAUAGAGGUGCCUCGGGGAACUAUGGUGGUGGUCGUUUCAGUCAAAGUUGAAAUCUUUAGGCUAUUCACACAUUUGGUUCAAAUGAAUCAAAUGUGUAUAGCGUUUGUAUGUAAAAGUGUUGAUACCUUCUUUAAUUCCCUUGAGUCAUAAAUUUGGGUAUAUGGAAAAGCUUUUAAAGACUAAUUCCUACCAUAGGUGCUA
This is a messenger RNA of Theobroma cacao (cacao), 2627 nucleotides long. RefSeq names its product proline-rich receptor-like protein kinase PERK13. Gene Ontology annotation, biological process: protein phosphorylation. Gene Ontology annotation, molecular function: ATP binding; protein kinase activity. Lineage: Eukaryota; Viridiplantae; Streptophyta; Magnoliopsida; Malvales; Malvaceae. The record is from RefSeq and is a predicted model, not a curated record.